This is a messenger RNA of Gracilinanus agilis (Agile Gracile Mouse Opossum), 724 nucleotides long. It is a transcript of the gene MRPL21, whose product is annotated as mitochondrial ribosomal protein L21. The record is from RefSeq and is a predicted model, not a curated record. Gene Ontology annotation, molecular function: structural constituent of ribosome; RNA binding. Gene Ontology annotation, cellular component: mitochondrial large ribosomal subunit; ribosome. The transcript has 7 exons. NCBI's taxonomy places the organism in Eukaryota, Metazoa, Chordata, Mammalia, Didelphimorphia, Didelphidae. Gene Ontology annotation, biological process: translation. The coding region runs from base 8 to 673 and encodes 221 amino acids.
GGAAAAGAUGGCUGCGGUGGCUGUGGCUCGGGCCGCCUUUGGGGCCCUGGUGGGGCGGCGGCUCCUCCCCGCCGGUCGCGGCCUUGGCGUCCCGACGACUCCUGGGGCAGCAGUGGCCGGCUUGGGGGCAAGUCCCGGAGCGGGGAAUCUCCUGGUCUCCUUUCCCAGGCCCCGCCCCCAGAGCACGUCUGCCCAGGAAAGGCUUCUUCCUAAGACAUCAUUGACUUCCCCUCCAUGGCCUAAAAUCAUACUGCCAGAUCCUGAGGAGGAGACCCAGCACCAUCAAGAGGUUCUCAGGCGGGUGAAUGAGCUGAUUGCCACUGGGCAGUAUGGCCGGCUCUUCGCUGUGGUCCACUUUGCCAGUCGACAGUGGAAGGUGACCAAUGGGGAUCUGAUUCUGAUAGAGAACACUUUGGAUGCCAAAUGUGGAGAAAGAAUCCGAAUGGAGAAGGUCUUGCUGGUUGGUGCUGACGACUUCACGUUAAUCGGAAAGCCACUCCUCGGACUAGAUCUUGUCCGCGUAGAAGCCACAGUUAUUGAGAAGACGGAGUCAUGGCCAAGAAUCUACAUGAAGUUUAAGAGAAGGAAGAACUUCAGAAGAAAGAAAAUUCUUAUAAGACCCCAAACUAUCCUUCGGAUAAACACAGUAGAGAUUGCUCCGAGUUUGUCGUGAUCUUUUGGCUGAUACUUACCAAAGUGUGAAAAUAAAUCUUUUUUUAAACAA